This is a messenger RNA of Aureobasidium pullulans EXF-150, 1515 nucleotides long. RefSeq names its product hexokinase-1. The coding region runs from base 1 to 1515 and encodes 504 amino acids. Gene Ontology annotation, cellular component: cytosol; mitochondrion. The transcript has a single exon. NCBI's taxonomy places the organism in Eukaryota, Fungi, Ascomycota, Dothideomycetes, Dothideales, Saccotheciaceae. The record is from RefSeq and is a predicted model, not a curated record. Gene Ontology annotation, biological process: glycolytic process; glucose 6-phosphate metabolic process; intracellular glucose homeostasis. Gene Ontology annotation, molecular function: ATP binding; mannokinase activity; glucokinase activity.
AUGCUAGCCUCGUUGAUCCAACCCUUACAACUGCCGUCGCCGUCCAAAGAUGUCUUUGGGAUAGAAACACAAAGCUCGCGCACAAGGAGCAUGGACAAACUAUUGCAUGACGUCGAGGGCCUCUUUGAGGCACCUCUGCGUCCAAGGAGCCUGCACGCCAUGUCAGAACAGCUUCAGGCUGAGUUUCGCACAAAACUGCAGUCGUCAAACAUAUGCAUGCUGCCAUCUUUCCACCACACCUUACCAACUGGGAGUGAAUGCGGCGACUUUGUCGCCCUGGACGUUGGUGGCUCGACCUUCCGCAUCGCUCUCGUACAUUUGACUGGAAAGAACUCGACAAGAGAUGGAAUGGAGAUCAAGAGAAUGAAGAGCUUCGUCAUUGACAAGCCCAUACGAGAUUUGAAAGGGAAAUCUUUCUUUGAAUGGAUGGCUGCCAGGAUAGAGGAAGUCAUCGGCUCGGCUCAGGGCGAUGCUGCUCCUCUGUCUAUGGCCAUGUCGUGGUCUUUUCCCAUCGAGCAGACUUCCACGCGCAGUGGCUCUCUUUUGACUAUGGGUAAAGGCUUCUGUGCUACUCAUGGUGUUGAAGGGCAGGAUAUCUAUGAGCUUUUGAUGGAUGCCUGCAGGCAGCGCAACCUCCAAGUCCAACUCCAAGCCAUCAUCAACGAUUCAUCAGCAACAUUACUCUCACAAGCUUAUCGCGAUCCUUCAACUCGUCUCUCACUCAUCCUUGGAACCGGCAUGAACUCGGCAAUAUAUCUGCCAGUUUCGGCUCUGGCGCAAGAAAAAUACGGGAGCCGGCCUGAAAGUUGGCAUGCCUGUGCUAAAGAUGUGCUCGUGAAUACCGAGCUCAGCAUGUUUGGAAAGGACGUUCUUCCAGCUUCGCGGUGGGAUCAUUACCUCAAUGCUACUCACGCCAUGCCAGACUUCCAACCCCUGGAACACAGGGUCAGUGGAAGAUAUCUUGGCGAAUUGGUGCGCCUCGUCCUCAUCGAAGGAAUCGAGACUGCAGACCUUUUUAAUGGCAUGAUGCCUGCCAAGCUACAGGAGCCUUACUCGUUGGACACUGGAACGAUUGCCGUAUUCGAGAGCGAUUCAUCCUCCACCUUAUCUGUUGCCGCAUGUGCGUUCGCAUCAGCUCAUCCUUUGCCUGCGGGGCGCACGCCAUCCUCAAAAGACCUUCACUUCAUUCGACAAGUCAGCCGCUUGGUAUCAGGCCGAGCAGCUGCGUUGGUGGCCACAGCUGUUCAUGCUCUGUGGUCGCUACAACACAGCCUAGUGACUUCUCCCAGCGUUAACAACUCACAGCUUGCAGACCCGACUCAAUUACGAGCAACAGUGGCUUGCAACGGUACCGUCAUGGAAAAGUAUCCAGGGUUCCGCUCCAGAUGUCAGGGCUACCUUGACGAGCUGGCUAUGAUCAGCGGCCAGUCCCGCGGUGCCAUCUCGAUUGAGAUGGCUCUGGAAAGUUCAGUAUUUGGUGCAGCUGUCGCUGCUGCUUCGGAGUCCGAAGCAUAG